AUGGACAUAAAUCAGUUUCCUCUGGACGUGGAACAAAUCAAUGCAAAACAGCACAUCAAGAAUGGACAAAAGUUUGACUUAAAAAUCAAACCGGAUUCAGUUGUGAUAUUGGUCCAGGUGCACGACCGCCUUGACGUGUUGAAGAUGCAGCUUGAUUCCUUCCGAAGAAACAGGUACAUAAACGAAACGCUUCUUGUCAUAAGUCACGACUAUUAUUCAAAAGCUGUGUUUGAAAUUAUUGAUUCAAUUGAUUUUUGUCCCGUUCUACAAAUCUUCUACCCAUAUGCAAUUCAAGCUUACAAUAAUAUCUUCCCCGGUGACGACCUGAACGAUUGUCCGCGUGAUCUGCCUCGAACUGAGGCCCGGAAGCGGAAGUGCAACAAUGCGGAUUACCCAGACCGAUACCAGCAUUACAGGGAAGCCAAACACACACAACUCAAACAUCACUGGUUGUGGAAACUUCAAUUUGUGUUUGAACGGUCCUUUUUCAAGGACGUUCCCGGCGUGACGAUCUUACGUCUUGACGACGACUACUACCUUGCCGAGGACACCAUAUACUUCAUCAAGAAGAUGAACAUUGCCAGGGAUGCUGAAUGCAAAGACUGCAAGAUGUUUAUCAUGGGGGAAAUGGGCAAAACGUCAUCUCUACCAUACCCUGCUCAAUCAGGCGACGUUGUCAGAGCCUUCUGGUACGCCGGCAUACUUAUUUGCAGAAAAAGCAAGAACCUUAUUGACACGCGCCACAGAGUGUGA
Molecule: messenger RNA, 753 nt
Organism: Haliotis rufescens (red abalone)
Lineage: Eukaryota; Metazoa; Mollusca; Gastropoda; Lepetellida; Haliotidae
Product: alpha-1,6-mannosyl-glycoprotein 2-beta-N-acetylglucosaminyltransferase-like
Exons: 2
Coding region: 1-753 (250 amino acids)
Biological process (GO): protein N-linked glycosylation; oligosaccharide biosynthetic process
Cellular component (GO): Golgi membrane; Golgi stack
Molecular function (GO): alpha-1,6-mannosylglycoprotein 2-beta-N-acetylglucosaminyltransferase activity
Source: RefSeq, a predicted model, not a curated record